This is a messenger RNA of Argiope bruennichi, 2659 nucleotides long. Its product is annotated as UNC93-like protein. The transcript is spliced from 5 exons. Bases 425 to 1831 code for a protein of 468 amino acids. Gene Ontology annotation, biological process: regulation of potassium ion transport; regulation of muscle contraction. Gene Ontology annotation, molecular function: potassium channel regulator activity. The record is from RefSeq and is a predicted model, not a curated record. Gene Ontology annotation, cellular component: striated muscle dense body; plasma membrane. NCBI's taxonomy places the organism in Eukaryota, Metazoa, Arthropoda, Arachnida, Araneae, Araneidae.
AUCCCAGACCAACCGCAGCCUGGAUUCCGUACAACGAACCGUCAUUCUUUCCAGGGUAGUAACGGAACGCAUUGGAUGUUAAACUAAAUUGCAUAAACAGCUCGCAUAGCGCCAUCAAGGGCCAAGCGUACGUCUUAGCUACCCACGCAUCACAUUCGCUUGCACAGCCUCUUUUUACAGGGAAGCACACUCACACAUCUCACAGAUAGAACAGAUGAAGAACAACUAUGCCCGAACCGGGGUUCGAAGCCAGGACGUCCACAUCACGGGGAAGACGCGCUACCCCUAUGCCAGGACGCCGGCAUUCUGAUUGCAUAGGCAAAAUCUCUUGCCAAAAUAUGGAUCUCAAGAAGCACUUUCAAGAAGCUCUUACACUUCGCUCUCCACGCAUGUGACAUAAAACAUAGAAAUAGUGCUGCCUGUCAUGAAGAAGCAUCGUAUAUUGAAAAACCUCGCUUCUCUCGCCUUUGGUCAUUUUUUGGUAUUCACUGCUUUCGAUUCUUUGAGCAACCUGCAGAGUACCGUCAACCAAAGCGAUGGAGUCGGGGUGGCCUCGCAAUCGGUCAUCUAUUCCUUCUUCACCAUCUCAUCUUUCUUCUUGCCCACUUACUUCAUAAGGAGAUUCGGCUGCAAGAAAACGUUACUGAUAUCAGUGUUUAGUGUGUGCCCAUACGUAGCCGCUAAUUUCUACCCCACAUGGGGAACACUGAUGCCCUCUGCAGUAUUGAGUGGUAUGGCAUUCGGUCCUCUGUGGGCCGCGAGGAGUACAUAUGUCAACGAAUUGAGUUUCCAGUUCUCCGAUUACUCGAAAGCCUCUAUCAGUGUUAUCAAUGCUUGGUUCUUUGGAAUCUAUUCCUUUUUCCAUGAAAAUGCUGAGAUUUGGGGUAAUGUCAUUUCCUAUUACGUCCUGAAGGAAACAGAUAAUGGGACGAAGAUCAUUGUACCAGAUGAAACUUUGCUGCAAUGUGGCGUUAAUUUUUGUGGUAGAUCCCCUGACAUUGCCAAUCCAAACUUGAAACCACCUUCAGAGGAAAAAAGAUACAUUCUAACGGGCAUUUAUUUCACUAUAGUUGUGCUGGCGGGUUUUGUUAUACUGUUCUUCAUGGAUCCAUUAGAUGACAGUUCUUGUGAAGAUAAUGUUAAAAAUGAUAAAGAGAAGCCAAGACUUUCGGCCAAUCUACUCAUUGCAACUUUUGAACAUAUGAAGAAUAGAGAUCAGUUGCUGCUCAUUCCCCUUUCUUUCUAUUGUGGCUUAGCAGAUGGAUUUUACAACUGCGAUUUUACUAAGUCCUAUAUCGCCUGUGCCUGGGGUAUUUCACAAGUUGGCCAUGUGACCAUCUGCUAUGGAGUAGUGAGUGCCGUGAUGGACUGCUCGUCUGGCUCCCUGGUGAAAUGGUUGACCAGGAUCCCCGUCUUCCUACUUGCGGCCUCCGCGCACCUCACAAUGUUCAUCAUCCUGCUGCUGUGGCGACCCCAGUCAGACAACUACGCCCUCUACUUCAUUCUUUCAGGAGUGUAUGGAAUAGGGGCCAGUGUUUGGUGGUCACAAAUUAUUGCCUUUUAUGGAGUUAUAUUCAAGAAAAAUGAGGAACCUGCAUUUUCUAACUUCUACUUCUGGAGCUCACUGGGAUUUUCGGUCGCCUAUGCUUACAGCGACAUCUUGUGCACCGCUGUAAAGAUUUACAUUUUGGUCACACUCCUACUUCUUUCUAUAGCGGCUUACAUAGGAGUCGAAUUCAAACAUUCUUGCUCAAAAACAGAACGCAACCUCAAUAUUCAGCAGCUAGAGUGCAGAGUGCAAAUGAAAGAUAGUGACGCUUCUUUGAGCUGACAGUGAUGCAUUCAACAUUUAGCAGCUGUGAACAUCUCCACAAGAUUAAUUUUCACACAAUGCCGAUGUUUGACUCCCGUUGACCAAUAUUCCUAUCUCCUUGCUAUCAAACUCUGUUAAAAUUGAUAAUUUUCCAUUAUAAAAUAAGGAAUAAUUUACUUCCACUAAUACACAGAAGGAUUUUCAUAUUUGCGCAACCAUUCUAUCAAUGAAUAAUAAAAUGAUUAAACUAUUUUUGAUAAAAUUAAGCCUGCGUUUUACAAUAAUAAAAAAUUUAUUUUAAAAAUGUAAAAAACUUUACAAUGUAAAAAACUUUAUGCUAUCAAUUAUUAAGUUAGAUACCUUAAAUUAAUAUUAAAUGGGUACAUAGAGAACGCUUGAAAUUAUGAGAAUUCGGAAAAUGAUUAAACUAUUUUUGAUGAAAUAAAGACUGCGUUUCAGGAUAAUAAUAAAUUUAUUUUAAAAAAGGCAUUUCUUCAUACUAUGCAAUGUAAAAGAGCUUUAAGCUAUCUACUAUUAAAUUUGAUACCGUAAAAUUUAUCUUCAAAAUUGUAUAUAGAGGGCGUGUAGGAACAGGUUGUGAGUAACGCAACUCAUCAUCUCAAGUCAUUGUGGUUCACACGUAACUAAAUAUUAUAAAUAAUUGUUAAUGUUUUGUAUUUGUUUAACUGUUAUAAUUGUUCAGGUUUGUUUUUGAAGUAAUUGCAGCAAAUAUAUUUUAUAUAUUAUUUUGCGUCAAAUGGAACUGUUUUCUGCUGUUGCAUCUGGCAAAGAGGAUUAUGUUGUAAAAAAUAAAUAGAACGAGUGAGAUGCUCGCUGUUUCUUGGA